AUGUUACAUGUUUAUUUUAAAAUAUUCUAUAUAGCACUUUUAUUUGGAUUAAUCUUUUUUAAUCAAAAUGUGUGUAUACAAAAAGGACCAUAUGAAGUGAAUAAUGAACAUAAAAAAUUAAAAACAAGAACAUUCAAUUACUUAAGAGAAAAGGAAGUACACGAACCAAAUAAAAUGGAAAAACACAAUCAAAUGGAAAAACACAAUCAAAUGGAAAAACACAAUCAAAUGGAAAAACACAAUCAAAUGGAAAAACAUAAUCAAAUGGAAGAACCAAAUAUAAUAGAAGAAUCAAAUAAAAUAGAGAAAGUAAAUCAAACAAAAUCACCAUUAAGAAAUCAGCAGAUUCAAAUAAAUAAUACUAUUGAUAAAAUAAUUCAAAAUUCCGAUGGAGAUGAAAAACUUCAAAGACUUAAGAGUACUUCCUGGUUAAUAAAUAAUAUGGAAUCAUCUGAAGAAGUUAAACAGAGACUUAGAGGGCUAGCACAGUCAUACAUAUAUAACCCAGAUGAAUCAAAAAAAAGAAAAAUAAUUAAAGAAAUUUAUAAAUAUAGUAAAAAAGAAAAAAAUGAUGAUGUUAAAAAUAUGUUCUUAAAAAUACUUAAAUGUAGAGAUUUAAGUAACACAGAGCCUCGAGAGUAUCAUUUACCUUUAGAAGGAAUAUCUAGACCUUGUUGUCUUUUCGUAUAUUAA
Molecule: messenger RNA, 693 nt
Organism: Plasmodium reichenowi
Lineage: Eukaryota; Apicomplexa; Aconoidasida; Haemosporida; Plasmodiidae
Product: exported protein (hyp2)
Exons: 2
Coding region: 1-693 (230 amino acids)
Source: RefSeq, a predicted model, not a curated record